Messenger RNA from Anopheles arabiensis, 5283 nucleotides. RefSeq names its product verprolin-like. Gene Ontology annotation, molecular function: actin binding. Lineage: Eukaryota; Metazoa; Arthropoda; Insecta; Diptera; Culicidae. The transcript has 11 exons. The record is from RefSeq and is a predicted model, not a curated record. The coding region runs from base 947 to 3103 and encodes 718 amino acids.
GGCCAGCUCGCAUGGGAAGCAAUCAUACAACGAAUGCGACCACCAACUUGUACGGCACGGGGGGUAAAAAAUCUCCACACACAGCCUGCACAAGCGCUGGCCCCAGCAACUUUCUGUCGUCAACACCGUCAACAUACGCCUCUGCAUCGUGGGGUAAAUAAUUUCGCGAAUUGCCUUGUGUUUGUGCGUACCAAAAAAAGGGUGACACGCGUGCAAGUGUGUGGCUGCCGUGAAAGGGUUCAAUAAUGUGUGCAAAAAGAAGUAAAAUAUGCUGAUCGGUGUGUGUGUGUGAGUAAAGUGCGUUAUCCAUAGUGCUGAUAUGCGGUACGAGCGAUAAGCGAUCAAGAGUAACUCCGACGAGUAGCUUAUCAAAAAGGGGGAGCUUGUUUAGUGGUCGACGUGUCUCGGUGUGUGUGUGUGUUAACGAGAGUGAUCAGAAAAUCCGUAACAUGAAUUGUGAUUCUCUGCAUCAUCCCCGAGUUGGAAAUAGUGCGUGUAACUAGAGGAAUGCAACCGCUCGCAGCAUCCGCCGAAAAGUGUUGUUUUCGGUACAGUCCGGUCUUCCAAGCUGCUUAAGCGUAGUGUGUGCUGUAGUGUGCAGUGAUUGUUGUAGUAGUAAUAGUAGUAGUAGUGCCAAGAGUACCAAGACCAGAGGCGCUAGCGAAAAGGAUUCAUCACUCGGUCCCGCCUGUCAACCGUUCUGUUGUGCGUCAUUUGGCACGGCCCGGCCAGGUGGCAGGUAGCAGAAGAAGGUAGUAGCGAUUUGUUGUCCGACACCGCAAAGCUGACGGCGCCGCGCAGCCGCUUCGUUGAGACCGUUCAAACCGAACCGGGACGGUUCGUGUUGCGGCGAGCGACGGAAACCACCACCAGCACGACGGCGGCAACCAGCGUGGUGCCUGCGGUGCCAGCGAGGAGCAAGGCCAAACCAGGCGCUUCCUGAAAAAUGCCUCCGCCGCCGCCGCCUGGACCGCCACCACCUCCAGGGCCGCCGCCCCCGCCGGCCCUGAAGCUCGGUGGCGGUGCACCGUCGGCAGACGGGCGGAACGCUCUGCUCCUUUCCAUCCAGAAGGGUGCGAAGCUCAAAAAGACGGUUACGGUCGACAAGAGCGCACCGGCCAUUCAGGGCAAGGUUACUUCCGAUGGAGGAGCGACGCGGGCAAACAAUCGGGCACCUGGCCGGCCAACCGGCGACGAUGGUGCACCGGCGGCAGCAGGGCCGACAAUCGGCGGCGGACAGCCGAAGCUGGGCGGCCUGUUCGAGGGGCUGUCAUCGAUGCCGAAAUUGAAACCGGUCGGCAGCAGAACGGGAGCUGGCACAGGAAACGCACCUUCGGCAGUAUCUGGGUAUCAGCAGAACAAAACGCCCUCCCCGGACGCCUCGAAAGGGUCGCCGAUUAACAAUGGGCGGCUGGGGAAUGGUGGCGGUUCCGCCGCCGCCCCGCUAGACUUCUCCGACGAGCUCGCGCAAAAGUUAACGCUCAAAAAACAGAAACAGCAGGGGAGCAUCAGCAGCAGCAGCAGCAGUAGUGGUAGCGUACCUCCCGCCAUGAACCCUCCCCCAACCGUGCCGAACGAAGCGAACCUGCGACUGAACCGAGGACCACCACCGCAACCCCCAACAUCGAUCCAACGGCCAUCCGGAGACAAUUCGGCGUCAAAGACCGCACCGGCACCGCCCUCCUCCAGUCAGAAAAGCCAAGCACCUGCAACACCCAACCACCUGAAGCUGGCCGGAUCGAAACCAUCGUCAGCCACGAACGGACCAAUGUCCGCUAUCCACAGCAGUGCUGCUGCCGCUGCCGCCUCUACUAGUCCCACCAUCAAUGCAACCGGCGGCAGCGCUCCGAUCCCGAACCGAUCUGCCCUGUUUGGCGGUACCACGUCGACGACGGUCCCAACGACGGCUAACAGCAGCAGCAGCGCCAUGGGUAAUGGUAGCGUGCCGAUGGUGGCCGCAGUUCCGGUAGCAUCGAAACCGGUACCCAAUUAUGGCAAACCAAAUCUAGCACCGAAGCCCCCGGGCAUGCAGCUGGGUGGGACGGCCGCAGACGGUGGCAGCGGGACACGACCAACCGUGAGUCGGCAUCAGAGCAUGCGAAGUCCAAGGUCGCCACCGGUUUCGCAAACCGCACCAGCGUUCCCUGCCAAUCACUUCGGUACGAUGCGUGGACCACCCUCGUCAGCGGCCAUGUUCCAAUCGUCGGAAUCGAUUGUACGACCUGUGCGGGAAGUAACGGGUCGACCAUCCGCACCACCGCCAAAGCCUCCCACGAUGAAACCACCGCCACCGCCACCGGUGCGGAGCGUCAGCAAUACGAACCUAACGCACCUGCCUCCCUCGCUCAGUCUGGCACCGUCGUCGCAGGACAACACCGGCGGCACCAGCUCACCGGCAACCGAACCGACCACCUUCGGCUCGGUCAACAACGUGUCCUCGCUUACGCUGGCGGACGAGCUGCGAGCGAAGGUGUCGAACGUGAACCUGUCGGUCGCGGGCUCGUCGGCCAACUCCAUUUCGACCGGCAACUUGAGCGUGCUCGGUGGUGGAAGCACGCUGACGAAAGGUGGCAGCUUGAAAACGACUGCCGCCCCGCCGCUACCACCGCAUCGGACCAGCCCCGCACCACCUCCACCAGUUCCGGCGUCGACGCUGAACUCGGGUGAAGCGCCCGUACCACCACAACGCAUUUCGUCGAUCCGCAAUUCGGCCGGUAGCGGCGGCAGCUUACCAGAGGUACCCACUGUCGGCAGCGUCACCAGCAGCAGCAGCAGUCACAAUCAGAGUCAUCAUAGUCAAAACAGCACCGUCAUUAUCACGAGCACCUCCACAUCAGCUGCUGGUGGUGGCGGCAGUUUGCACCGGAAGGACACAUCGCUAACGUCGGUCAGCAGCAGUUCGUCGGCGGCGGCGACCAGCAGUAAGAUGCCCCUGCCAGAGAUCGACCUGGAGGCGAAGUACGCGUUCUACUUCCACAAGGUGACCGAGUUUCCGCAGCCGAUACCGUUCCUGAAUGUGCCCAAAAUCUAUCAAAGCGAACUGCGGCAGCAGCAGCAGCAGCAGCAAGGUGCCGCACAACCGCAACCGCCCCAUCGGCAGUAAAAUUCGCCCUCCGGUCACUGAGGGAAACGAUCCAACCUAAAAGCGGUAUGAUGGAUGUAGAACGCUUGCCUGAUGCUACCAAACAGCGUAGAACUGCAUAUCCGGUUGCAAAAACAGUAUUUACGCGCAGACGAACGUCACGAUGCACAUUAGCAUUCAGAUGCACCCGUAACACACACACACGCAUGUGGCUGUUGAACAUCAAUGCGAAGAAGAGAAACAAAUCGACACGUGAUUAUUAAGCUCAAUUAUUACGUUUGUAGUAGUACAUUGCCGAUUGAUCGAUCGAGCACCUGAAGCGCGCGGACGGGUGAAACAGGUAAAAGUGAUUUAAAUAUGCAUUAUGCACACGGACACACAUACACACAACACAUAAAACACACACAUAGGAACCACCCUUUUACACUUAGGAGCGUUACACAGGCGAUAUAUUACCCGGAAUGGCGGAAAGAACUAAAAUCGACACAAAAAUUCCUGGACAAAAGGAUACAUAUAUGAGCGGCAAAGAAAAGCAUCAAAUCAUAUCAAAGGAUAAGCAAAACAGUAGCAGAAAAACAAACGUUUAAACGCAGUAAUUAAAUGUAUCUAACUAAAAGGCAACACAGUAUCGCUACUAAAAUCUACUUAACAUAAAUAGCAAACCUAAAUUUACUUCGAACGCAGUAAAACAAAAAGGGUGAACGAUUCACUGAAAGCGUCGUACGUUAUCGUAAUUGGCAUUUGGAGGGAAAGAAAGAAAAAAAAAGGAAAGGAGAGGAAAUCAUAUUUAUCGCACGCAAUGAACUGUAAUGGAGCCAGCAAGUAGAAACGUAUAAAAUGUACAUAGUGAUACAAUCGGAAGUUGUUGAUUUUUAGUUGAAGAUUCGUUUCAAAAUUUAGCAGGAUUAAUCUGUAUUAAUCGUACAUACACACACACUAGGGUUAGGGGAAAGAAAGAGUAGAUCGUAGAGUAUAGCUACACACUGUUAUUAAAAAAAAAGGUUCGAUAGCUGAGCGUUUUCAGACCGUUUUCACACCCUUUUCCAUCCCAUUUUUCGAAACCAACAACACACCCAUGUUUACCUCUUCUAAUGUGUAGGAAAAAAAACCCACCACGGGGCGGGCGAUGUUUCCGUGUUGUGCGAGCCAUCGAGCCGUUUCGAGAUUGCUGCAGCUCGUAUUAUUCUCGCACGGAAGCGCACUGCAUUUCGAUUGGGAGGAGAAGGUGGACGUAUUUAGUCAUUUUAUCGGAUUGUAUUUUUGUUAUCGGAUCAAACUAUCGUAUAAUGGCAUCAGUGUCAAAGGCGUGAUAUGCAACGGGCGCGUCGAAACAUUGCCGCAUAGAAUUGUUUUCAUUGUAGGAUCUAAAUCAUACCCCCCCUCGUAACCAUUAAUAAGCAAUGUUCGAUAGAAAAGGCGAUCUACUGCGCGUGCGUGUUAUACGGUGCAAAGAGAGUGUAGAUCCGUUAUGUUGUAGCAUCCUUCUAACAAAAGCAAUCGACGCGGGUGUGGUCAACACUCGGUGCCCUGGCAUUAGUAGCGUAAGAACAAACGGGGCGAAAGGGGGGACGAACAGUUUGUGAAGGUAAUAGACAAUUUAAUCAUUUGGGGAACAAUCAUUGCAAAAACAAAAGGACAAAUAAGACAGAACAGUGAGUUAGCGCGCAUCCGGGAAAGGGAAACCGUUCAAAAUCAGUGUUGUAUCAGUGUGUAUAAAGAGUUGCGCAGUAACUGCGCACAAGAAGCGAGCCACGCGAGCUCUAGAUGGAGGCAUACUCGGGUGCGUUACCUAUUUGCGGCAAGCGUGACAGAACAGAAGGCCAUGAAACAUGGACCAUCGGUGAUCGGUGAUUGGUGCGCAGCGGCAAGGCUUUACGCACCAACGUUGCGCAUUGGCGGGACCCAUCCACAGGAGGCAAAGGAAACGUGCAGGUGGACAGUAAGGCACACACACAGACACAUAAAACCCACAGACGAGAGAUAUGUAUUCGUGCUCGGGCGUUUCUUUAUUAAUCCCAAUUUGUUAUUUCCAUUUGUUGUAAAUAUGAAUUAAUAUCAGAACAAUAUUUAAUCGUAAAAUGGUUCAUAGAUACCGACGAGAGAGCCGUUGAGAGCGGAAGGGGGUAUAGGGACGGGAGACCGAAGUCAGUGCAAACGCGAAACGACUGCAAACAAUAACAGAUGAAAAAUUAAACAUCGUA